Molecule: messenger RNA, 3700 nt
Organism: Salvelinus fontinalis (brook trout)
Lineage: Eukaryota; Metazoa; Chordata; Actinopteri; Salmoniformes; Salmonidae
Product: nectin-1-like
Exons: 3
Coding region: 168-671 (167 amino acids)
Biological process (GO): heterophilic cell-cell adhesion; homophilic cell-cell adhesion
Cellular component (GO): adherens junction
Source: RefSeq, a predicted model, not a curated record
AAGUGGGGUGGAGACUAAACUCUUUCAUCCAUGAUUUACCCCAUGGCUCCUAUAGCUGGCUUUCCUACAGUAGGACAUUUUUAUGUCAGCAGUACGGCAAAAAAACAAUGUCUCGGCUACUUCAGCAGAGGAACUUACAAUCAUCAAAGAAAUGAGAAGAACAAAGUAUGUUACGGAAGCUGUGCUGUGUGAUUCUCCUCAUCAUCCAGAGGGAUACAGAAAGUACACGUGUGAUUGGAGGAUGGAGGACUGUGAUACAGGGAGAGGAUGUGGACUUAUACUGCAGACUGACAGAGACGACAGAGGAUCUCGAACAGAUAACAUGGCAGAAAAGUACUUGGGAAGAAACACAGAACCAUAAUUUUAUGCUGAUUUAUCCCAGUGGGGUUACUAAGUUUAUUGCACCAAAUGGAUUGAGUGGUAGAGUCCAGUUUAUUGGGAACCCAUCAGAGAACCUUGGAUCUAUUCGAAUAACAGCUGUCAGACUGUUGGAUGAAGGCACCUUCACAUGUAUCUUCAGUGUUUUCCCCAGUGGAGCAUACAUUACAGAGAUACCUCUGACUGUGCUUGGUAAGAACUCUUCCUUCACUCUUUGCAGCACUCUUUCUACUUUUGACAGUGUAGAAAGACUGUGUAUGAUAAUCAAUACUCGAAAGCUAAAAAGUUGUUAAGUGAAGCAAAACCAGAAACCUCAUCUAUAGGUUUUUCCUUACCACAGAAAGUCCAUCUUCUCUACACUUAGAAAAAUGGGUUUCCAGAGGGUUUCCAGACAGAUAUGAUUGAUCUACAGUGGCUUGCACAAGUUUUCACCCCAGAGUCAUUUUUCCUAUUUUGUUGCCUUACAACCUGGAAUAAAAAUAUCUUUUGAUUUAUACAACAUGCCUACCACUUUGAAGAUGCAAAAAAAUGUGUGUGUGAAACAAACAAGAAAUAAGACAAAAAAACUGAAAACUUGAGCUGAAUACCUAUUCACCACCCAAAAGUCAAUACUUUGUGGAGCCACCUUUUGCAGCAAUUACAACUGCACGUCUCUUGGGGUAUGUCUCUAUAAGCUUGGCACAUCUAGCCACUGGGAUUUUUGCCCAAUCUUCAAGGUUAAAACUGCUCCAGCUCCUUCUAGUUGGAUGGGUUCCGCUGGUGUACAGCAAUCUUGAAGUUAUACCACAGAUUUGAAAUUGGAUUGAGGUCUGGGCUUUGACUAGGCCAUUCCAAGACAUUUACAUGUUUCCCCUUUAACCACUCGAGUGUUGCUUUAGCAGUAUGCUUAGGGUCAUUGUCCUGCUGGAAGAUGAACCUCUGUCCCAGUCUCAAAUCUCUGGAAGACUGAAACAGGGUUCCCUCAAGAAUGUCCCUGUAUUUAGUGCCAUCCAUUUAGUGCCAUCCAUUAUUCUUUCAAUUCUGACCAGUUUCCCAGUCCCUGCCAAUGAAAAACAUCCCUACAGUCUGAUGCUGCCAUCACCAUGCUUCAUUGUGGGGAUAGGAUUCUCGGGGUGAUGAGAGAUGUUGGGUUUGCGCCAGACAUAGCAUUUUCCUUGAUGGCCAAAAAGCUACAUUUUAGUCUCAUCUGACCAGAGUACCUUCUUCCAUAUGUUUGGGGAUUCUCACACAUGCCUUUUGGUGAACACCAAACGUGUUUUUUUUUUUUCUUCUUAAUAGGGGGCGCUGUUUUCACUUUGGAAAAAAAUGGUGCCCAAAUUAAACAGCCUCGUACUCUGUUCUAGAUCAUACAAUAUGCAUAUUAUUAUUACUAUUGGAUAGAAAACACUCUGAAGUGUCUAGAACUGUUUAACCUGUUUGGCGUGCAAGCCCGACGUAAUAAUAUUUAUGACAACAGCCAGCUCAAAGUGCAGGGCGCGAAAUUCAAAAGAUAUUUUUUUUAAAUAUUUAACUUUCACACAUUAACAAGUCCAAUACAGCAUAUGAAAGGUACACAUCUUGUGAAUCCAGCCAACAUGUCCGAUGUUGAAAAUGUUUUACAGGGAAGACAAAAUAUGUAAAUCUAUUAGCUAACCACGUUAGCAAAAGACACCACUUUUUUUUACUAUAACAGUUUAUUACUCCAUCAGUAGCUAUCACAAAUUCGACCAAAUAAAGAUAUAAAUAGCCACUAACCAAGAAACAACUUCAUCAGAUGACAGUCUGAUAACAUAUUUAUUGUAUAGCAUAUGUUUUGGUUGAAAAAUGUGCAUAUUUCAGGUAUAAAUCAUAGUUUACAUUUCAGCUACAAUCAGAAAUUGCACCGAAAGCAGCCAUAAUAUUUACAGACACCAACGUCAAAUACCUAAUUACUCAUAAAACAUUUCUGAAAAAUACAUAGUGUACAGCAAUUGAAAGACAGGCAUCUUGUGAUUCCAGACAAUAUUUCCGAUUUAUUAAAUGUUUUACAGCGAAAACAAAAUGUAGCGUUAUAUUAACGUUGCCACAAUAGCCAGAAACACUUGGGCGCCGACGACCAGUUCACAUGCGCGACAGAUGUUAGAAAUAGCAUCAUAAAAUGUUUCUUACUUUUGGUGAUCUUCCGUCAGAAUGUUGGACAAGGUGUCCUUUGUCCAGAACAGUCGUUGUUUGGAUCUGGAACGGCAAAUUUCCCUCUUCAUUUAGCAUGGGCACUUGCCAAGUGGCACGGAUCUCUCCAACGUCAACAAAGUCAGAGAACGGAACACGGCAAAACUCCCCAAAAAAUUUCAAUAAUCUGAUUAAACUAUAUUGAAAAAACAUACUUUACGUUGAUAUGGUCACAUGUAUCAAAUAAAAUCUAAACCGGAGAUGUUAGUCGUCCAUAACGACAGCUAAACAGAAGGCAAAUCCAUGUCCCCUUUCGCGCGCUCCAGAAACAGGAAAUGGACGGUCACGUCAUACAAAGAGCUUUAAUUCCACCUCAGACCAAGAUGAACACAAAAUUUCUUCUCUCACAGCCUCUUGACAACCAGGGGAAGGUCUAUGAAGUGUACGCAGACUCUUACGUUUUAUGCCCAUGUAUAGGCAGGACGUUGAACAGAGCAUUGAUUUCUGACAUUCCACUUCCUGGUCAGGAGAUGUGCUGCAGAAUGAGUUCUGUUUCACUCAGAGAAAUAAUUCAAACGGUUUUAGAAACUAGAGAGUGUUUUCUAUCCAAUAGUAAUAAUAAUAUGCAUAUUGUACGAGCAAGAAUCGAGUACGAGGCCGUUUGAAAUUGGCAUCUUUUAUCUGGCUACUCAAUACUGCCCCUUGCAGCCAUAAGAAGUUAAGAACCAGUGUAUCUUUCAUUUGCUGUACAACAUGUAUUUUUUAGUCAAGUUUAUGAUGAGUUCUUUGGUUAGAUUAGGUGAUUGUCCAAAAUAUCUCCGGACAAUUUUGUGCAUUAUGGCUACGUAUUCACAAUGUAAAACCAGGAUUUGUAGCUCUAAAUAUGCACAUUUUCAAACAAAACAUAAAUGUAUUGUAUAACAGGAUGUUAUAAGACUGUCAUCUGAUGAAGUUGUCCAAAGGUUAGUGAUUCAUUUUAUCUCUAUUUGUGGGUUUUGUGAAAGCUAUCUUUACGGUGAAUAAAUGGCUUUGUUUUUUGGGGUAUUGUGGUGAGCUAAUAUAAAUAUAUAUUGUGUUUUCGCUGUAAAAUACUUAAAAAAUCGGAAAUAUUGGCUGGAUUCACAAGAUGUUUAUCUUUCAUUUGCUGUACAACAUGUAUUUUUCAUAAAUGUUUUAUGAUGAGUAUUUAUGUAUU